Messenger RNA from Caenorhabditis sp. 36 PRJEB53466, 457 nucleotides. Lineage: Eukaryota; Metazoa; Nematoda; Chromadorea; Rhabditida; Rhabditidae. The record is from the annotation of a GenBank genome assembly.
AUGAAUUCGAUUCAGAAUAUCCAACAAGUUAGUUUCUGUUUUUCUAAUUCAGCAAUCAUCACGUGUUUUAGCUUCGUGAAUUUCUGACCGUUUACAAUACUCUUAGUGAACGUUGCUUCAACGCGUGUGCCCGUGACUACACCUCAUCGACUCUCACCAAGGACGAAAGCGUCUGCGUCAGUCAGUGUGAGUUGACAGCUCUUAUGCAAAGAAAUGGGAUGUAUUUUAUAGGCAUUGACAAGCAGAUGCUAGUGAACCGUCGGUUUAUGCUAGUAUUUGCAGAACAAGCUCCAAAAGUACUUUUCAAACAAGGAGAACAGUCCCCAACCGAGGCUAUCAAAGCCAUCAAACCAGCCCCAGCUCCAGCUCAAGAAUCAGCUCCCGAACCCGUUGUUGAAGAAAACAAGUGACUUUUUUUUAAACUUUCACUCUCUCAAUGUUUUUUUUCAGACAAUGA